Molecule: messenger RNA, 1698 nt
Organism: Ostreobium quekettii
Lineage: Eukaryota; Viridiplantae; Chlorophyta; Ulvophyceae; Bryopsidales; Ostreobiaceae
Source: the annotation of a GenBank genome assembly
AUGGCGCCCCCGGGGGAGCCGCCGGACGCGGAGGACGGCGGCCUGGCGGCAUCCGCCGUCCCCUCCUGCCCCCCCGACGGCAUUGAUGCGCCCUCGAAGGCGAUGCGCGCCUGGGGCGCCGAGCCGGGCACCGGGGAGGGGUUGCGGUCGCGCCGGCCGCCCAAGGUGAGGCAGGAGAGGGACAUGCUGUGGCAGCGUGAGCCAGACCGAGUGCUCAAGUACCGCCCCGAGCACCUGCACUACUACGGCUGGAUGCCCGCCUUCGUGCCCGGCAACAUCAAGGCCACGGUGUUCUCCAACGUGUACCUGCACGUCCAGGCGGCCGCCCUGCUGGCCUGGGUGGCCGUCUUGCAUGUCACGGGCCUGUCGGUGCCCAAGGCCGACCUGGCGUCCUUCCUGCGCCUCUUUGGUACCCCUUACGCGGGCGCCAUCUUCAACAUGGCGAUGCUCAUCACCUUCGUGCUGGGUCUGUUCGUGUCGCUGGUGGUCAACCGCUGGUCGACGAUCAAGCAGGCCUACGCGCGCCUGAUCGGCUCCACGAUGGACCUGGUCAUGCUGGUGUCGACCGUCGUGCGCGACCCGGGGGACCCCAGGGAGCCGCGGUGCCUGCGGGCACGCGUGGAGGUCACCCGCCUGCUCAACCUGGGCCACAUCCUGGCCAUUUCCAGGGCGGACGCCCUGGACAGGGACUUCAAGCCCGCCCGCGCCGUGGGCCACCUCGCCAAGGUGCUGGGCGCCAGCCUGCGCCACGGCGCCACGGCCCCCCCCCGAGAUGCGUUCUGGUCCAAGAAGCCAAGGAACAUCGACCUGGAGGACCUGGAGGAGGAGGGGCUGGUGAACAGGGACGAGUGGGAGAUCCUAGAGGGGGGGUGGACUGAAGGGCUGGCAAAGCACCAGGUCGUGUACUUCUGGGUGCAGGCGGUGCUGCUGCGGUGCAAGGGCGCGGGCUGGGUGGCGUCCGAGGGGCAGAUGCUGCCGCUGAUGCUGGCCAAGCUGAACGCUGUGGUGGAGGCGGCGUCGCAGAUGUUCAACACGAUCGGCUCGCAGAUGCCGUACCCCUACGUGGCGCUGGUGUCUUUCGUGGUGCACGCCUACCUGUUCGUCACGGCCACGUGGUACGGCCUCUUCCUGCACGUGGGCUUCCCCACGGAGGAGAAUUUCGUGGGGGCGUUCGGCGGCAGGGAGGUGGCCCUGCACAAGGGCCGAGCGGAGGUGUCCGACAGCUACUGGACCGCCGCGUGGUGCUACUUCUUCGUGGCCCUUGCCAACGUGAUGUUCCAGGGCCUGCUGGACAUGCACGCGCUCAUGGACAACCCCUUCGGCGCCCACGUGGCCAAGUUUCCGCUGCGGGCGCAGGCCACGCGGCUGCUCAAUGCCACGCGGACGAUGCUCAGCCAGUCGGACGCCAUGCCCGCCGCGUUCGGGGACAUCUUUUCGGACAUGCUGGACGGGGACGACGGGGGGGUCCUGGAGUUCAAGCGGUCGAUCGAGGCCGCGGCCGGGCGCCCGUCGGCCCGCCGCACGGGCUCCCUGUCGGCGAACUUCAUGAACCCGCCGUCGAUGGGAGGCGGGAUGACGUUCAGCGAAGUGCACGCCUGGGCGUCGCCGCGAGUGUCGCAGGAGGGCAGCGGGUCAGCCAACGGGAUCGCCGUGCAGGUAAUGCCGGAGGCCAACUCCUCGACGCAGAGCGGCAGCUGA